AUGCUGAAGCUAAACACCACCCAAAGCGACACAGAAACUACGAUGCAAUGUUACACUAGAUUACCAUUACAUUAUAGCGGCCUGUUCAAGAUAGGAUCAAUGUUGGUUGAGCAUACCAAUGCAAAUCCAAUACGUAACUUUUAUCACUCCACAGUGGCGACGGGAUUAGGGCGUCAUUGGCUGGUGAAUGUGUUAAUAGGUUGGCCGAAAUCAAUAACGGCUUUGGAGCAUGGGGCGUUUUGCCAUUUGGACGGUGAGAUGCUACCAGGCACCAGUCCCAAGGAUGUCGUAUUACUUCCGAGGAUCAAGUCGGUGGUGCAGUUGUGUCAUUCUUCGUGGAUACCUGCAACAGUGGAGAAUGUAAUUUCAGUGCACGGUCGCGGGCAGGUCGUGCAUAGGAAAUUGCGGUGCAAUAUCCUAACAGACGAAAUGGAACUUAUGAUCACGGUUAUGCACCGGGAAUGGGACCCACUGGUAGGUAAUCCUCUGCAUCAGAGUUCUUCAGCACUGACGGUUUGUGUCUGCGCAGGAGCUGGAAUUCGUGGAAUUCGAGACAGUGUACGUGGCGGACAGGCACAGCGGUACAAACAACCACCCGGUCUUGGGCUGAGAGCAAUAGUCCGCAUUGCAAUAUUUGGAAUGGCUCACAUUCCCGUGGUGAGCCUCUCCUGCACACGAACUGUCACCGUUGCGAGUGUCAUUGAUGGAGAACGAAUCCUCAAUGUUGGAAGUGUCUCUCGAAUUGUCCAUCCUGUGAGUGAAACCAUGUCAAUGAUGGUGAUGUUGGAUGGCGGGACGACUUACUUUGGUGUUUUAUCUGCUGUACAGAUCAUCCGGUGGCAAUUGGUGACGUGGUGUUUGGCAGUGGAGUUCAUGGAUUCGAGAUCAUCACGAUCCCGGAUGGUUGUCACAACACGAAUGUCACAUGGGUGA
Molecule: messenger RNA, 933 nt
Organism: Melampsora larici-populina 98AG31
Lineage: Eukaryota; Fungi; Basidiomycota; Pucciniomycetes; Pucciniales; Melampsoraceae
Exons: 4
Coding region: 1-933 (310 amino acids)
Source: RefSeq, a predicted model, not a curated record